CCGCGCCUGUUUACCUCCGGGGGUAUCGAGUUCGGGCUGCCGGAGUUAGGAAGCUUCCAUCCCUAGCUUAUAGUGCACUGCUCUGCGGCGCACCGGAUUUUGGAAAUUUCAAAUGGCCAAACUACUGCAGUCUCCACCGAAGUUUCUACUCUCAGAGUGGAUUAUUGCUAACAAGGACCAGUAUCACAGAGCAAAUGCCCAAAGGUCCCAGUCUGAACGCCUGGUGUCAGAAAGCCAAAGGCUUGUGGAAGAAAUAGAAAAAUCUACCAAAAGAUCGCAAAGUGAUGUGAACAAGAAAUUAGAACAGAGACUUGAGGAACUCAGAUUCUGGAAAAAGGAGUUAGAGAACAAACUUGAGCAGCUUUCAUAUGAAACCGAGGAUUUACUAUCAUAUCAGAUCAGAUUGGAAAAAGCCUUGGAGAGCUUAAAAGAGCCCAUGCACAUCAAUCAUAUGUGCAUGGAAUACAGGGAGAAGCGAAUUGGCAUUGACUUGGUGAAUGAUGAGGUGGAACAGGAACUUAUAAAGGAAGAUGAAAUCAUUAAGGGUGUGAGGGCCCUGCUGACCCGUACCCUGGAAGAGACAUCUGAACAGAUCAGACUGAACCGCUCUGCCAAGUACAAUCUUGAAAGGGAUGCGAAAGACAAGUAUAUGGCCCUGACGAUCGAUGAUAUCUGCUUCUCACUCAACAACAACUCACCAAACAUCAGAUAUUCUGAGAAUGUUUUGAGAGUUGAACCACACUCUGUGAGUCUGGAAGACUGGAUGGAGUUCUCCAAUGCCAAUGUGGAGAAAGCUGACAAGCAAAGGAACAACUCCCUGACACUCAAGUCCCUGGUGGACCGAAUCCUGUCCCAGACAGCUGGUGACCUGCGGCACCAAUGUGAUGUGGUAGACACAGCAUUCAAGAAUGGGCUGGCAGUGGUCAAGGAUGCUAGGGACAAGCUGGCUGAUCACCUGGCCAAGGUCAUGGAAGAGAUUGCGUCCCAGGAAAAAAACAUCGCAACUCUUGAAAAGGCCAUCCUUGACCAAGAAGGGCCUGCUAAACUGGCUCAUACUCGCCUGGAGAACAGGACACGGCGGCCAAAUGUGGAGCUGUGCCGAGAUGUUGCUCAGUAUAGGCUGAUAAAGGAGAUUAAUGAGAUUACCACCAAUGUUGCAAGAUUGAAGGAAACAUUAGCCAAAGCUCAGAUGGAACUGAAAGGGCUGAACCGCAGACAGCUGGCCCUGCAGGAGGAGAUCCAGGAAGUCAAAACCAGGACUUCAAAUGUAUAAGUCAUGAAUUCUACGACUGAGCCAUAUCCCUGGAUCAUCCUCACACCUCCUCAUUAAUUUUACUCAGAUUUCUUUGAUAUAGCACUGGGUUACAAUACUGUAAAAUGUUGGAGAACAGCCUCACAAUUCUAUGUGUAUAUGUAUAGGUCUCACUGUACCCUACCACCUAAAAGUCCAGUGCCAGCAUGCUAUCAAAAUGACCCCUACCCCCAUUCCUCCUUUUCUUUCCCUCAGAACCACAAAACUGGAACUUUAAGGAACCUAGAAUGUCUAGAAACUUAAGCAUGAAUGUGGACACAAUACAAAAGGCAAGACAAAAUUUGGAAUAAGACAUUUUUUCAAAAGUAUUCUGAGAUUUUAUUAAUAUAUGUAUUUAAAACCCUAUUUCAACUCUGUGCAAUCAUCUCAAAACACUAAUGUAAUUCAUGUUUUAUAUUUAUAAUUAGAAUUCAUAAUUAUACCCUAUUUAAAACACCUGAAUUCCCCCAUUAUAAAAAUAACAUAUACCAUUGUAGAAAAAUUGGAAUCUAGGAAAAGCAUAAAAAGAAAAAUAAAAGCCAUAGUUCCAUUAUCUAGAAAUAACUAUACCAUUAUUGGUGUAUCUCUUCUAUGAUUUAAGAAAGAAAGACCUCUUC
Molecule: messenger RNA, 1908 nt
Organism: Sorex araneus (European shrew)
Lineage: Eukaryota; Metazoa; Chordata; Mammalia; Eulipotyphla; Soricidae
Gene: TEKT1
Product: tektin 1
Exons: 9
Coding region: 113-1273 (386 amino acids)
Biological process (GO): cilium movement involved in cell motility; cilium assembly
Cellular component (GO): nucleus; microtubule cytoskeleton
Source: RefSeq, a predicted model, not a curated record